ACCCCAAGGAUCAGGCUAGGGAGAGGCAGAUAGCUUUGUCUCCCUCCUUCCCACCUGCACCAUCCUACCCCAAUUCUAUCUCAAUCAUAUCAAUGGGGAGGUCUCCUUGCUGCGACGAGAACGGCCUCAAGAAGGGGCCUUGGACAUCUGAAGAGGACCAGAAGCUCACGGACUACAUUGAGAAGCAUGGACAUGGGAGCUGGAGAGCGCUGCCCAAGCUUGCAGGACUCAACAGGUGUGGCAAGAGCUGCAGACUGAGAUGGACCAACUACCUGAGGCCUGAUAUCAAGAGAGGAAAGUUCACACCUGAGGAAGAGCAGACCAUCCUCCAGCUCCACUCCGUCCUUGGCAACAAGUACGGCACACCUAUCAAACCUCUUGCUCGUAUAAUCUUCAAAAACAUAUUGCUAACACACAUAAACUGUUGUGCUGAUCAAACCAGGUGGUCAGCCAUCGCGAAGCACCUCCCUGGACGGACCGACAACGAGAUCAAGAACUUCUGGAACACCCACCUGAAGAAGAAGCUCAUCCAGAUGGGCUUCGACCCGAUGACGCACCGGCCGAGGACCGACUUCUUUGCCGCGCUGCCACAGCUCAUCGCGCUAGCCAAUCUCCGCCAGCUCGUGGAGCAGCGCCCCUGCGACGACCAAAGCGGCAGCCAGCUGCAAGCCAAUGCAGUCCAGGCAGCAAAGCUCGAGUAUUUGCAGUGCCUGCUUCAGUCCGCAGCAGCCAUUGCGACUAGUCCCAGCUCCAGCAGCAUCAACACCAUGCCCACUGACCUGGAGCAAAUCGGCCUCCUGAGUCCUUCGCAGAUGUCAUCCUUGUCUUCGAUGUCGUCUCCAAGGAUCAUGGAGGGUGUCAAUGGCCAAGACUUGGUUUCCGGGCAAGUGCCUGACAUCCAGAUACCUAGUAGCUCUUUCUUCGAACACGAACAGGCUAUCAUCAAUUGUACCAACAAGAACUCAGAUUAUAGUGCAAACAGCGGUGAGGGGGAGAAACUGCUGCUCCUGUCAGAGGACUCCCUUCCGCCACUUGCCGACUUCCCUAUUUGCAACCUCGGCGAUGCUUGCAGCACCUCAAGUUGUGAGGCUGUGGGCAACAGCACCCAGCUCCCUAUUUGGUCCGACUCAUUUUAUGAUGAGUUCAUGAGCGAGUUUGCAUGAAUUAUGACUGCACAA
This is a messenger RNA of Triticum aestivum (bread wheat), 1178 nucleotides long. RefSeq names its product transcription factor MYB93-like. The transcript has 2 exons. The coding region runs from base 93 to 1163 and encodes 356 amino acids. NCBI's taxonomy places the organism in Eukaryota, Viridiplantae, Streptophyta, Magnoliopsida, Poales, Poaceae. The record is from RefSeq and is a predicted model, not a curated record.